UCUGCCCAGGCGGGCACAUUUCGCUUGGUGCCUGAAGAGGAACAGGAACUCCGUUCCCAACUGGAGCGGCUUACAACCAAAGACCAUGGGCCUGUCUUUGGCCAAUGCAGCCAGUUGCCCCGCCACACCUUGCAGAAGGCCAAGGACGAGCUGAAUGAGACAGAGGACACUCGGGAGGAGGUGGUGCAGGAGCUGCAGGAACUAGUGCAGACAGAGGCAGCCUCUGGGCAGGAGCUGGCAGUGGCUGUGGCCGAGAGGGUGCAGGGAAAAGACAGUGCUUUCUUCCUGCGUUUCAUCCGCGCACGCAAGUUUGACGUGGGGCGAGCCUACGAGCUGCUCAGAGGCUACGUGAACUUCCGGCUGCAGUACCCAGAGCUCUUCGACAGCCUGUCCCUGGAGGCCAUCCGCUGCACUGUGGAGGCUGGCUACCCUGGUGUCCUCUCCAGUCGGGACAAGUAUGGCCGAGUGGUCCUCCUCUUCAAUAUUGAGAACUGGGACUCUGAAGAAAUCACCUUUGAUGAGAUCUUGCAGGCAUAUUGUUUCAUCCUGGAGAAGCUACUGGAGAAUGAGGAAACUCAAAUCAAUGGCUUCUGCAUCAUCGAGAACUUCAGGGGCUUUACCAUGCAGCAGGCUGCCGGGCUUCGGGCUUCCGAUCUCAGGAAGAUGGUGGACAUGCUCCAGGAUUCCUUCCCAGCCCGGUUCAAAGCCAUUCACUUCAUCUACCAGCCGUGGUACUUCACCACAACCUACAACGUGGUCAAGCCCUUCUUGAAGAGCAAAUUGCUCCAGCGGGUCUUUGUCCAUGGAGAAGACCUCUCCGACUUCUUCCAGGAGUUCGAUGAGGACAUCCUGCCCUCCGACUUUGGGGGCACACAGCCCAAGUAUGACGGCAAGGCUGUUGCCGAGAAGCUCUUUGGUCCCCGGGCCCAAGCCGAGAACACAGCCUUCUGA
Camelus dromedarius (Arabian camel) is the source of this 951-nucleotide messenger RNA. RefSeq names its product retinaldehyde binding protein 1 (gene RLBP1). The annotation marks the transcript as partial. Gene Ontology annotation, molecular function: phosphatidylinositol bisphosphate binding. The transcript is spliced from 6 exons. NCBI's taxonomy places the organism in Eukaryota, Metazoa, Chordata, Mammalia, Artiodactyla, Camelidae. Gene Ontology annotation, cellular component: membrane. The record is from RefSeq and is a predicted model, not a curated record.